AACUAUCGCUUUUGCUAGUUGCCUGGUAUUUGUUUAUUUACUUGUUUAUCCUUAAAUAUUACCGAAAAUGACUCGACAUGCACGCAAUUGCACCGCCGGAGCUGUUUAUACAUACAACGAGAAGAAACGCGAUGCAGCCGAAUCUGGAUAUGGGACAAAUGCCAAGCGCCUUGGCAAGGAUUCAGUAAAAUCAUUCGAUUGCUGCUCGUUGACAUUGCAGCCGUGCAGGAAUCCGGUGGUAACCAAAGAUGGUUACCUUUUCGACAAGGAGGCCAUUCUGCAGUACAUUGUCACCAAAAAGAAUGAAUACAGCCGCAGGCUAAAGGAAUACGAGCGCCUGCGUCGCGUCGAGCAAAACGAAUUGGCUCAGGAGGCAACUGAUAGACAACUUGAGCGCAUGGAGCAAUUUGUUAAUGCCGGAAAGCCAACCACAACUCCUUCCCAUAAGCUAAACGCCACUGUUGCAAAGACCACACAGCUGGAUGCCAGGCCGAGCACAUCAGCAGCAGCAGCAACGGGUUCUAGAUCCAUCAGCUCCAUUUCUAACAUGGCCAACGGCCACGAGAAGAAGCUGCCUAGUUUUUGGUUACCCUCAGAGUGUCCCAAUGCAGGCGCUGCCCGGGCUCAGAAGCCCGACGCUACUAUUUAUUGUCCGGUCUCGCAGCAGCCGCUAAGGGUCAAAGAUCUAAUCGAUGUUAAGUUUACGCUGCUCAAAGAUGGGGACAACAAACGUUCGCUUAUUGCCAAGGAGGCACGCUACAUGUGCCCCAUCACACACGAUGUUCUUAGCAAUGCGGUGGCAUGUGCCGUGCUGCGCCCCACUGGCGAUGUGGUCACCAUGGAAUGCGUUGAAAAGCUCAUUCGCAAGGACAUGAUACAUCCCCUUACCGAUCGCAAACUCAAGGAUAAGGACAUAAUUCCACUGCAGCGUGGCGGUACCGGCUAUUCUACCACCAAUGACAAUCUGGAAGGCAAGGAAAAGAGGCCCAUGCUGCAAGUUUAGAUUGACUAUGAAUUCAAAUGAUGUUAAGUCCAGCUCUAACAGUUACGAAAAUACCAUUAGUUGUGCUUUUUAAAUGAACCUCUGCACUAUAGAGUCCGCCCACAGAAAACCCUUGACUUCCCUCUCCUAGAUAAUCAGGCAUCACAAUGGGCCUCCUUUUUCGAGUGGUCGUAGAGCUGAGCAUAUACUUAAAUAAUACACUGUAAUUGUUUGUUCAACAUAAUUUUGAAAUUUAGCAGAAGAUUUUUUGAAUAAUAGUAGUUUCUAAGUUGUA
This is a messenger RNA of Drosophila montana, 1277 nucleotides long. Its product is annotated as nitric oxide synthase-interacting protein homolog. Gene Ontology annotation, molecular function: ubiquitin protein ligase activity. The record is from RefSeq and is a predicted model, not a curated record. Gene Ontology annotation, cellular component: nucleus. Bases 68 to 1003 code for a protein of 311 amino acids. Lineage: Eukaryota; Metazoa; Arthropoda; Insecta; Diptera; Drosophilidae. The transcript has 3 exons.